AUGGCUGAGCCGUGCCUGAACAGCUUCGGGAGCCGCGCGUUCCAGGACCCGCACCUCAAUUUUGCGCACGGCGGCCAGGCCGACUUUCGCGGCCGCCACAACGUGCUUUAUAACUUCCUCUCUGCGCCCGGACUCUCGGUCAACGUCAAAAUUCAGGAGGCGGUCUUCACAAUCCACGACGGGGCGCUCACAGUCAAUGGCUCCUUCCUAGUAGAGGCGCACGUCGUCGCGCGCUUUGCCAAUCAGAGGAGCGCGAAAGCCUCGUUCUGGGGGUCCGAGCUCAGCGAGACCAACUUUGGCUGGCAGGUCAUCAAUGGAACUUGCGUCGGCCGCCCGUUCCGGUUCGGCAGACGCGGCCACAAGACCUGCUACGGCCUCAAGAUGGCCAUGGCCUACUCGAGCGCCACCUUCGAGUUGGGCAACUGGACAGUGACGGUGCACGGCAUGCAAAGCUGCAAAGGCUGCCUUAUCGCGGGACCCGAGCACCGCCUGGACCUAGGCUUCUCCGCGCGCGGAGACGCGCCAUCUCGCGACAGGCCUCACGGCAUCGUCGGUCAGUCUUACGCCGCCCCUUUCCACGCGCGGCACGGAAAGAAGGACCUCUACCCGUGGUCGGGCCACUAUACGACCAGCGCCCAGGCGGAAGGCGCCAUUGAGGGCACGGCCUCCGAGUACGAGAUGCAAUCCGCCUUCGCGACCGAGUUCGCUUUCUCGCGCUUCAACGCGUUUGCGGCAAAAGGCGACCACGCGGCGGUCGGGAGCUCAAAGACCACGGACAUCGUCGAUGCGUCUUCAAUCGAGCGCGUCGCAGAUCCCGCCACCGAGGAGGAGCGCCGGCGACUCUCCGAGGCGCCGUGCCCACCCCCAUCGCCACCGCCUGUUCCGUCGCCUCCGAAGGAGGACCCAACCUACCAAAGCCUCACCUGCGCUACGGGCAAGAAGAAGGAUUUCUACAUAGUCGAAGCGUGGCCGGUCAACGCAGCCCACGACCCCGCGACAGAAGAAGGACCACCGCAGAUGCGAGCGGUCGCGCUCAAUGAGCACCGCCGUGGCCAGACGCAGUGCGAGGAGGAGGUCACAGUUGAGGAGGCACAGCGGCGCUUCGCUCGCCUCGCAGACGGAGAGCUCUCGCCGCCGGUGGCGCUGAGAGGGCUGCGAGCUGUCCACCGGCAGCGCCUCAGCAAGGGGCUACACUUUGUGUGCCUGCGCUGCCCGAGCGGGCGGACCAUCGAGGCGGUCUUGCGCACCGAACUGCUGGCGGACCAGCAGCUGGGCCAGCUGUACCGGCUGGGCGACGCUCUGACGGUGAGCGGCGCCCUCGAGGCUCGCAGAGGCAGGCUCUCGAUCCGCGCCACCCGGCUGAGCGUGGACGAGCCGUGGACGAGCCUCUUUGGCGACAUACCGUUUGUGCACGACUUUGCCGCCGCUGCAGCCGCGGGCGGCGCGGGCGACGUCCUGCUCCAGACGGCCAUCUCGCACGCGGAGCGGGUGCGAGAGCGGCUCGAUGCGAACGCCGGCGUGCGCUGCGUGGCCGGUCUGGUGCGGCCCGUUGCGGAUGGGUCGCGGCACAUGGAGUGCGGCCUCCUCGUCGAGCUGGGCGAGCCGAUGCCUGCCCUCGAGGAGGCCGUUCGAGCCGACGCGGCGCUGCCGGACGCCGUCGUGCAGCGCAUCUACCCGCUCUCGGAACGGCACGGCACGCUCUCUGCCGCCUGCGACGCCCUCGCCGGCAUGAUCCUCGCCGCUUCGCCGCGCCCAACCUGCCGCGAGGCGCUUCCUCGGCUGCUCGAGCGCAGCCGCACCUCCGGGCCGUACGACCUCUACUGCUGCGACAUGAACGCCCCGCCCGCCGUCGCGACCGACUUGCUGCUUCAGGCGCUGCCGCUGCUGCGGGCGGGCGCCGUGGUCGUGCUCACCUUCAAAAACACCUUCAAGAAGCCCGCGCCGUGGCACGAGGCGUGUGAGGCCGCGCUGGCGCGGCUGCGCGGUCCGCUCGACGGCGUCCGCUCCGUGCAGCUCUUUGCAAACACCGUGCGCGAGUGCACCGUCCUUGGCGAGGUGCGGGCGGCAGCGGAGGCGGGCGCUGCUGAGCGAUGCAGAGCGAUGCAGAGCGGCCGCGCCAUGCUCCUGCGGCGGAUCCUCGCCGACUACUUCGCCGAGCACGCCCCUGAUGGCUCGCACAAGGUCGAGAACCUCGUGGCGCGCGUCGUGGGCGGCCCCCCCACCGCGCUCGACGGCGUCGGCGUCGUGGGCGGAGUCCUAUGGGACGAGGCGGAGCUGUUCUCAAGGCUCGAGGCCAAGUACGGCGCGAAGGUGGACCCCGAUCCGUAG
Messenger RNA from Emiliania huxleyi CCMP1516, 2328 nucleotides. RefSeq lists its product as hypothetical. The transcript is spliced from 7 exons. NCBI's taxonomy places the organism in Eukaryota, Haptophyta, Isochrysidales, Noelaerhabdaceae. The coding region runs from base 1 to 2328 and encodes 775 amino acids. The record is from RefSeq and is a predicted model, not a curated record.